UGGCAGUGUAUAGCGCAAUAAAUAGGUACGGAUAAUGGGGGUGUACAGAGCGGACGACAAUUACGACUACUUGUUCAAGGUGGUGCUGAUCGGCGACUCCGGCGUCGGGAAAUCCAACCUUCUCUCCAGAUUUACUCGCAACGAGUUCAGCCUCAAGUCUAAGUCCACCAUCGGCGUCGAGUUCGCCACUCGCAGCAUCCGCGUCGACGACAAGGUCGUUAAAGCUCAGAUUUGGGACACCGCCGGCCAGGAACGAUUGCUUCAUCUCCCUGUUCUGUCGUUUCUCUGUGUGUAUACGUUUGAAAUUUGAGAUCUGGUUGUUCUCAUUGUUUGUGUAGCGGGAUGUGAUUCGUGCAUUUGAGUUUUGUUGGAGUGAUUUUUGUUUUCAG
Ipomoea nil (Japanese morning glory) is the source of this 389-nucleotide messenger RNA. RefSeq names its product ras-related protein RABA1f-like. Bases 35 to 310 code for a protein of 91 amino acids. Lineage: Eukaryota; Viridiplantae; Streptophyta; Magnoliopsida; Solanales; Convolvulaceae. Gene Ontology annotation, cellular component: endosome. Gene Ontology annotation, molecular function: GTPase activity; GTP binding. The record is from RefSeq and is a predicted model, not a curated record. The transcript has a single exon.